Hypomesus transpacificus is the source of this 1716-nucleotide messenger RNA. RefSeq names its product Down syndrome cell adhesion molecule-like protein 1 homolog. Gene Ontology annotation, biological process: axon guidance; dendrite self-avoidance; homophilic cell-cell adhesion. The transcript has 9 exons. The coding region runs from base 1 to 1710 and encodes 569 amino acids. Gene Ontology annotation, molecular function: cell-cell adhesion mediator activity. NCBI's taxonomy places the organism in Eukaryota, Metazoa, Chordata, Actinopteri, Osmeriformes, Osmeridae. The record is from RefSeq and is a predicted model, not a curated record. Gene Ontology annotation, cellular component: plasma membrane; axon.
AUGGCGGCUGUUAAGAAGCCCGUGUUCAACAAGGACCAGCCCCUGCUCACCCACAUCAACUCCACCCACGCCGGCCUCAACCUCCAGGGUUGGACCAGCGGAGGCUGCCCCAUCACCGGCCUGCUGCUGGACUUCCGGCCCAAGGGCACGUGGGCGUGGCAGAGCGUGAGGGCCAACGCCACGGGCCAGUUGUUCCUCAGCGAGCUCCGCGAGGCCACCUGGUACGAGCUGAAGAUGAAGGCCUGCAACAGCGCCGGCUGCGGGAACCAGAGCUCGCAGUUUGCCACCACGGACUACGACGGCAGUACCAUCCCUCCCAUCAAGUCGGCCCGCGGGGAGGGAGAUGACGUGAAGAAGCUGUUCUCCAUCGGCUCGCCCGUCAUCCUGGUCACCCUGGGGGUCGCCCUGCUCUUCAUCAUCCGCAAGAAGCGCAAGGAGAAGAGGCUGAAGAGACUCCGGGAUGCUAAGAGUCUUGCAGAGAUGCUCAUCAGUAAGAAUAAUCGGAGCAUGGACACACCAGUGAAAGGGCCCCAGCCAGGUCCACGGCUGCACAUCGACAUCCCUCGAGUCCAGCUGCUCAUCGAGGACAAGGAGGGCAUCAAGCAGAUAGGUGAGGACAAGGCCGCUGUCCCAGUGACGGACACAGAGUUCAGCCAAUCGGUUAACCCGCAGAGCUUCUGCACGGGCGUGUCCCUGCAUCACCCCGCCCUCAUCCAAAACACGGGGCCUUUGAUCGACAUGUCCGACAUCCGUCCAGGAACCAAUCCGGUCUCCAGGAAAAGCGUGAAGUCGGCGCACAGCUCGAGGAAUCGCUACUCCAGCCAGUGGACCCUCAGCCGCCCGGGCCAGAGCCAAUCGACGGCCUCGGCGCGAACCCUGACCUCCGAUUGGCGCACCAUGGGGUCGCACGGCAUCACGGCCACCGAGAGCGACAGCUACAGCGCCAGCCUGUCCCAGGACACAGACAAGGGCCGCAACAGCAUGGUGUCGACGGAGAGCGCCUCGUCCACCUACGAGGAGCUGGCGCGGGCCUACGAGCACGCCAAGCUGGAGGAGCAUCUGCAGCACGCCAAGUUCACCAUCACCGAGUGCUUCAUCUCCGACAGCUCCUCCGACCAGAUGACCACGGGCACCAAUGACCCCGCCGACAGCAUGACCUCCCUGAGCACGCCGUCCGAGCCGGGCAUCUGCCGUUUCACCGCCUCGCCGCCCAAGCCGCAGGACUACGACCGCGGCAAGAACGUGGCCGUGCCCAUCCCCCACCGCGCGAACAAGAGUGAAUUCUGCAACCUGCCCCUUUACAUGAAGACAGACCCCUUCUUCCGGAAGCAAGGGGAGCUCCACGACCCGUGCCCGGCCGUGCCCCCCCGAGAGGCCUCCAUCCGCAGCCUGGCGCAGCGGGCCUACCACACCCAGGGCCGCCACAUGACUCUGGACCCUUCCAAGCAGCAGGCCCUGACACUGGGCCACUCCGGGCUGGGCAGCCUGGGGGUGAGCUCAGGCACGGCCACCCUGCCCCAGAGGACUCUCACCAUGCCCGGCUCCACCGCCGCGGCCACCGCCUCCACGUCCAGCACCAGCAGCAACCCCACCAACAGCAACAAGAUGGGGGGCUCCAGAGACUUGCUGCUGGAGAACAGCUCGUCGGCGCUGGGCAGACUGCAGAAGCAGGGCGUGGGGGCCUACUCCAAGUCGUACACGCUGGUGUAGAGCUCG